AUGGAACAAGAAGCAGAGCACAGUGCGAAAGUAAAACCCGGAUUUCACUUUCACCCAACUGCGUUGGAACUAAUAGUUCAUUAUCUCCAAACCAAGGUUCUUGGAGUAUCGUAUCAUCAAGGUAUUAUCAAUGAGCAUGUCGAUCUUUAUCGCGACGUUACUCCGGAACAACUAAAAGGUGAUGCAAUUAUUCAUAGGAACGAAUACAUGUAUUUCUUCUCUCAAGUAGCAAAGAAACAUGUGAAUGGAAAGAAGUGUAGCAGAGUUGUGGUUGAUGACCAAGGAACUUCACUAGGUUACUGGAAGGCCUCCCAGAAGGGCGCUGAAAUCCUAGGGGCCAACGGAGUUGCCAUCGGACUUGAGACGCGGCUAGUUUUUUACACUGCAGAUGGUCGAAAGACCGCAUGGCUUAUGAUUGAAUAUAAGCUUGCAGACAAUCCAUAUCACAAGAUGGAUAGAGAAUGGACGAUCUGUAAAGUGUACGAAGGUGGUCGAACUAGUCAUGAAGAAGAUGCUGAAGGAAUCCUGGAACAUUAG
Molecule: messenger RNA, 537 nt
Organism: Daucus carota subsp. sativus
Lineage: Eukaryota; Viridiplantae; Streptophyta; Magnoliopsida; Apiales; Apiaceae
Product: NAC domain-containing protein 46
Exons: 3
Coding region: 1-537 (178 amino acids)
Biological process (GO): regulation of DNA-templated transcription
Molecular function (GO): DNA binding
Source: RefSeq, a predicted model, not a curated record